Messenger RNA from Suillus paluster, 1340 nucleotides. Its product is annotated as GRASP55/65 PDZ-like domain-containing protein. The transcript is spliced from 6 exons. Gene Ontology annotation, biological process: Golgi organization. Gene Ontology annotation, cellular component: Golgi apparatus. NCBI's taxonomy places the organism in Eukaryota, Fungi, Basidiomycota, Agaricomycetes, Boletales, Suillaceae. Gene Ontology annotation, molecular function: protein binding. The coding region runs from base 23 to 1231 and encodes 402 amino acids. The record is from RefSeq and is a predicted model, not a curated record.
UGUAAGUUUCUCUGUGAACUCCAUGGGAGCAGGACAAUCAUCUGAGACACAGGCGCAAAAAUCUCAUGCCUUGCAUGUCUUACGAGUUACUUCUUCAUCACCAGCCUCACAGACGUCCAUCGAGCCAUUCUUCGACUUCAUCGUUGGAUUCGAAGGCAACGAUGCUAUCUACGCUGACAGCGACAUAGAUGCCACAGAGCUUGAAAAGAUAGUAGAAGAACACGAAGAGAAGACGCUCAAUCUUUUGGUCUGGAACAGCAAAACGCGUACAACUCGAGUUGUACCAAUUGUCCCCUCGCGGGCUUGGGCUUUGGCACAACAAGCAUCAAUUCCUCAAGAUGAUACUGAGAACUCCCUCCAACCUUCUUUGCUGGGUUUGAGCAUGCGGAUGUGCGAAUUCGACAAUGCGACAAAUAAUGUUUGGCAUGUCCUUGACGUUCUAGAAGGGAGUCCGGCAGAAAGUGCUGGUCUCGUUCCCUAUGGUGACUGGAUAAUUGGAUGGACCGGUGGUAUAUUGACCGCAGAGAACGAUUUUUACGAUAUCGUGGAAGCUCACGUCGAUAAGCCGUUGCGAGUUUAUGUUUAUUCGUACGACUUCGAUAAUCUCAGAGAGGUUGUGCUAGUGCCCAAUCGCCAUUGGGGUGGCGAGGGACUAUUGGGAUGUAUUUUUGGAUUUGGACUUCUCCACCGCAUCCCCUCGCAGACGGCGGACCGCUCAUCUGACCUCCAGGAUUCUCGUAACGACUUUGAAGAUCAGCAGCUCUUUGUUCCCGCCGAUGUUUCACAGGGUUCACGAUCUUUCGGGGUGGAAGACCGGAUCCGUCCUUCUCUCCCACUUUACCAGCGCCCAAGUGAUAUUGCACAUCCUCGUCCCACCCACUAUAAUGAAGCCACGCAAGGGCGACGGCCCCCUAGCAACGUGCUCCGGCGCGAUUCAGCGUCGACUACCUCUCGCCCUGGGACGCCAAGGCGGUCCAUUAACACACCAGGUCCCUCAUCACAAACACCGCCUGUCAGCCGUUCCUUUGGCUCGGCCCUCAAUGGUACUGGAGCGACAGCACUGUUUUCUGGUUCAAGCCCGAGGCACCUCCAGUUCAGUAAUAGCAUGUCAACUGUCACUGGAAAGUCACAAAACGACGACGAAGAUGAGGAAGGCAGUGAUCUUGAUGGAACGGUUAGCGUAUCUGGAACGGAAACCACGGAUUAUGGCAGUCUGACCUCUGUUGAAUAACCAACUAAAUAGUCGGAUAUAUAGAUCACACCGUACCAUGACCAGGUGCACUACGGCUUCAAAAUUUGAUUCACCUCUAUCACGAUUCACUGCUAGCUGAACGUUGUGU